Drosophila sulfurigaster albostrigata is the source of this 476-nucleotide messenger RNA. RefSeq names its product barrier-to-autointegration factor-like. The transcript has 2 exons. The record is from RefSeq and is a predicted model, not a curated record. NCBI's taxonomy places the organism in Eukaryota, Metazoa, Arthropoda, Insecta, Diptera, Drosophilidae. Gene Ontology annotation, molecular function: DNA binding. The coding region runs from base 79 to 396 and encodes 105 amino acids.
UCUAUUGCGCACUUUACAGAGAGUGGGUGAAUCAAUCCCGGAAGCACAGUUUUCAAUAUUCUAGUUUAUUGAAAUAAAAUGGAUCGAAAGCGCAAUGUCAAGGAACCUAUUCGGAAUCAUGUAUUUGCACCGACCGAUACACAAAAGCAAAGAGAUUUUAUGGAACCGAUGCGAAAUAAACUUGUAACAAAGCUACCCGGAGUUGGAGAGACGCUUGGUGCCCGCUUAAGUGACGCUGGAUAUCAAAAGGCUUCUCAGGUUUAUGGCCAAUAUUUGGCUCUCGAUCAAAACAAAGAACAGUUUGAUAACUGGAUGAAGAGUACUUGCAAUGCUAUCAAGUCCCAAUCAUCCGAAUGUUUUAAGUGCCUCGACGAGUGGAAUAAUCACUUCAAUUAACUCAUCAGCUUGAGGUCUAAUUCCCAAAGUUUUACAACGAUAUUGGAUAACUUAAAUAAUUUAAUAUAUGCGAUCAAUUU